Molecule: messenger RNA, 1876 nt
Organism: Homo sapiens (human)
Lineage: Eukaryota; Metazoa; Chordata; Mammalia; Primates; Hominidae
Gene: THAP11
Product: THAP domain containing 11
Exons: 1
Coding region: 236-1180 (314 amino acids)
Biological process (GO): positive regulation of transcription by RNA polymerase II
Cellular component (GO): cytoplasm; nucleus
Molecular function (GO): DNA-binding transcription activator activity, RNA polymerase II-specific; RNA polymerase II transcription regulatory region sequence-specific DNA binding
Source: RefSeq, marked reviewed
GGGGCCCACUCCCGAGCGCAGGCGGGCAGCCAGGCGGGCGGCGCGGCGCGGGCCGGCAGGAAGCGUAUUCUGGGCACGGGGCGCCGGGCGGGCCGGCUGCGCCGAGCGGCAGUGGUGGGAUACCACCCAAGGCCUCGCGCGGCGCCGCCCGUCGAGGGGCGGGCGGCGGCGUAGCCACUGGGCCGUCGAAGAGCGCAGGAGGCCGGUGGGCCGGGCCGGGCCGCGCGGCGCAGCCAUGCCUGGCUUUACGUGCUGCGUGCCAGGCUGCUACAACAACUCGCACCGGGACAAGGCGCUGCACUUCUACACGUUUCCAAAGGACGCUGAGUUGCGGCGCCUCUGGCUCAAGAACGUGUCGCGUGCCGGCGUCAGUGGGUGCUUCUCCACCUUCCAGCCCACCACAGGCCACCGUCUCUGCAGCGUUCACUUCCAGGGCGGCCGCAAGACCUACACGGUACGCGUCCCCACCAUCUUCCCGCUGCGCGGCGUCAAUGAGCGCAAAGUAGCGCGCAGACCCGCUGGGGCCGCGGCCGCCCGCCGCAGGCAGCAGCAGCAACAGCAGCAGCAGCAGCAACAGCAGCAACAGCAGCAGCAGCAGCAACAGCAGCAGCAGCAGCAGCAGCAGCAGCAGUCCUCACCCUCUGCCUCCACUGCCCAGACUGCCCAGCUGCAGCCGAACCUGGUAUCUGCUUCCGCGGCCGUGCUUCUCACCCUUCAGGCCACUGUAGACAGCAGUCAGGCUCCGGGAUCCGUACAGCCGGCGCCCAUCACUCCCACUGGAGAAGACGUGAAGCCCAUCGAUCUCACAGUGCAAGUGGAGUUUGCAGCCGCAGAGGGCGCAGCCGCUGCGGCCGCCGCGUCGGAGUUACAGGCUGCUACCGCAGGGCUGGAGGCUGCCGAGUGCCCUAUGGGCCCCCAGUUGGUGGUGGUAGGGGAAGAGGGCUUCCCUGAUACUGGCUCCGACCAUUCGUACUCCUUGUCGUCAGGCACCACGGAGGAGGAGCUCCUGCGCAAGCUGAAUGAGCAGCGGGACAUCCUGGCUCUGAUGGAAGUGAAGAUGAAAGAGAUGAAAGGCAGCAUUCGCCACCUGCGUCUCACUGAGGCCAAGCUGCGCGAAGAACUGCGUGAGAAGGAUCGGCUGCUUGCCAUGGCUGUCAUCCGCAAGAAGCACGGAAUGUGAACUGGUGCCCCGGCAGCCUGCUGGACUCCCAGACCCCAUCCAGCCAGGGGACCGCAGGCCAUUGUUGAACUCCUCUAUACUCCUGGGCACUGGUUGACAGUACUGAGGCUUAAGGCAGCUGGACUCUCUUGCUGGUGACCUGGCAUCCUCAAUUGUUUCCUCCUGAAGUGGAAGCUGGGGCCUUAGACUCUGCCCUGGUGACACCAGCAAUUAUGACUUUGUCUACCCUUCCUCCCCAGUUAUUGUUGCAGAUUCUGGUUAAGCAGAGGCUUCAGAACCACUGAACUUGAAACUUACCCUCUAGGGAUGCAGGUGGGAUGUCCAGGGACUAUAGGUUUGGGAAAACCAUACCUUAAGGUUGGUCAGCAGUCAGACAACUCUAAUGUGUGUAGUGAUAAGAGAUUCAAGUAACAUCAGUUCUCCUCCUUUUCAUGCUUUUCCUUCCCAGGUGCAGCCUGUGAUUCUGAUGGGGACUGGUAAAUCUGUGCCUCUGCCUCCUAGGACUUAUUUUCCCAGGAGGCCAUUUACAAGGGGAUCUGGAUGACCUGCUGAUGGAGAUCCAGCUUGCCAGGGACUUAGGUUUAUCCUGUUUUGUUUGCUACUGGUUACAAAUUCUAUUUUCUGUACAAUUAGUCAGACUAAAGUUUUCACUGUGUUUGUUUGGCAAAACAAAUUAAACAAAAAGUAAGGUUUUUA